Danio aesculapii is the source of this 3828-nucleotide messenger RNA. RefSeq names its product E3 ubiquitin-protein ligase TRIM21. The coding region runs from base 149 to 1348 and encodes 399 amino acids. NCBI's taxonomy places the organism in Eukaryota, Metazoa, Chordata, Actinopteri, Cypriniformes, Danionidae. The record is from RefSeq and is a predicted model, not a curated record. Gene Ontology annotation, molecular function: protein binding. The transcript is spliced from 10 exons.
GGCUCUGCGAAGUCAUUGUAUGUAAACAAGGUCAAGUAUUCGCCGCAGCAUUUCAUUCUGCACUGACCAACCAGACGUCUCUCUCCAGAGAAGACAACAUCAUAUCAGCAGCACAACUGUUACAGGAUUUCUGAGACCUCCAGCCACCAUGAUGCAGUGUCUCCAGUUUCUGGUCGAACCCACCAAGAAGGUCACGGAGAAGUUUAAGGAGUUUCGUAAGAAGUCGAAGAAUGAGAAGAGAGAGCCGCUGGACGAGAGUCAGCUGUUUAUUGUGAAUCUCGCCAAGGACCUGGAACGAGUCUGUCAGAGGUCUGAGGUGUUGGAGCACAUCUCCAACAGUGAGGACGUGUGGCCCACACUCACCUGCAGGGCCUUCAUUCUGGAGUGGGCGGCCCUGCUGGAGAGCAAGAAAAGGCCGAUGCAGACUGACGGCUGGCCAGAGAGCAGUGACUGGAAGGAUCUGGCUCUGAGCGGUGAACAGGACCUGGAGAGAGCCAAGAGAGUCAUUAUAACCUGGAGCAAAGAUCUGAGAGCCCAGCCUGAGCAAAGCGUGUGGCCUGGAGAGCAGGUGGUGGCGGCUCUGGAUGAUCUGGAGGCUCACUGGAAGCGAGGCCGGAUGGAGACCCUGCAGACCGCCAUGGAGCUUCUGUUCUGGACACUCGUCAACAGAGACCUGGACAAGGAGAGCAUUCCUCAGAAGUGGCUCGUGUGGAAACAGAGGAGCCAAAAAAUAGGUGCUGCCCCAUACAUUCCUCACAUGGUGUGGGACUGGAUCUGUGAUGCAGGAGUGGAAGUGACCCUUGACCUGGACACAGCCAACCCUGACCUGCUGAUCUCGGAGGACGAGCGGCGCAUGCGCUGUGGUUUCGAGCGCAGUGACGUGCCCAAUUAUCACCAGCGCUUUGACGGCUGGUGGUGUGCAGUGGGCACUGAAGGCUUCUGCUCUGGCCGCCAGUACUGGGAGGUGGAUGUGGGAGAAAUGGACUGGCGUAUUGGUGUGGCCAAAGAGUCUGCAUUACGGAAGGGCUUCAAAUCUUUGAACACCAACACCGGAUACCUGACCCUGCGACUGGAGCGUGGCACCGAGCUGAAGGCCCUCACCGUCCCGUUCACCUCCCUGCCGGCCACCCUGAUCCCCCGGAAGGUGGGAGUAUACCUGGAUUUCGAGCAAAGUCAGCUGUCCUUCUACGACGUGGAGAACCGCUCCCACAUCUACACCUACAACGAGACUCUGGGAGAAAAACUGUUCCCUCUGUUCGGGACAGUGGAGAUCGUGAAGGACCUGGUGAUCCGCUCGCCCGGGGCCCGGAGCCACUGCCUGUGCCCCACCAUGUGCCUGUGGGCCUGAGACACCAGCUGGAUCCCUAGACCUCUAGAGCAGUGGUUCUCAACUGAGUGCAAGCAGGAAAAUCCCUAUAGCAGGGUAAAAUGUGAAAUGCUAGUAUUUUCAUAUGAUGGAAGAUUUUGUGAAAGAGCUUUAAGUAAACCAACCAGCUAUGCCAGCUUUCGUAACAUUAAAAGUAAGCUAUUAUGCCCCUUUUUACAAGAUGUAAAAUAAGUCUCUGAUGUCCCUAGAGUAUAACUGAAACUGCCCCCAAACGUUAUCUCUGUGAAAUGCUGAACAUGUCAAAAGAAGUGGCUAAGAAGGAAGUAGGCUAUGGAGACUACUGUAUUCAUUCGUGCAUCCUAAAAUUUGACAAUUAUAAUUCUUAUAAGUCGCUGACUUUAUCUUCGGCAGAUACGUUAUGAAAACACUAAUGGCGGACGGCUGCUUCUGACUUAAGGCUGUCUAUGAUAAUGAGGUGGAGAGUGUCACUAACAGGCAGAGCUUUCCUCCUCUAGUUACAUGUACAAAGGAAGAACGUCAAAGCAUUUCUGCAGGUGGAGUUCCGGUAAUUGCGCCUGAGUAGUCGUGCACACGGUCCUCUCCUAAAAAAAUUUUCAGUUUUGUCUUUUAACAUCAGUGCUUCUGUUGGUAUCUGGCAGUAUUUGUUUAUCUAGUGUUCUGUGACUUAAUUCGCUUUUGAAAUGUCAAAAGGAAGGGGCAGACAGGUAAGGCUCUGUUUCGCCGAGUGCCAACAUUACGUUAGCCGAUAUUCAUGUGUUAAAUGACGACCUUAGAGCCUCAAUCUGAGAAGCGUUCAAAACGUCUUUUGAAAGUUUGGCAGCCAAACUAGAUAACAUUCAAUCCACGGUGGCUGAUCAUGAUCUUUGCUGCGUGUUGGAGGCUCCAGAAGGACAAUGAGUGGCUAAAAGCUAAAGUCUCUGUUCUUGAGAGUCACAGCCGGUGCCAAAACAUUAGAAUUGCGUUCUUAACCAAAUCAAUCGAGGGGCCACGACAGACGACCUUUUUCUCUAAGCUUUUGGUCAAAGUGUUUCUGAAGAUAAAAUAAAGUUUAUACAUUUUGCCAUCUCAUUUAAUUCUUAGUUCGUUUUAAAUAACUACAACCCCAUUAAGCAUUGCGAAUGACAUCAUCCUGGAGCAGCGUCCUGCUCCAAAUAUAAUAUAUAUAUAUAUAUAUAUAUAAUGGGAUAUAUUGCCUUCUGAAGGCCACGUCGGAGUAGAACCAAUUAUGGUUAUUGAGCUCCUACUCCUAGCAAAGAAGUUGUUUUAGGUUUGCUUUUUGAGAACAAAGUUAUUAGUUGUGGAAGUCCAGUAGGCUGUGGAACUUCCCAGGCUAGCCGAGAGACAUAGUCCCUCCAGCGUGUCCUGGGCCUUCCCUGAGGCCUUCUCCUGGUGGGACAUGCCUGGAACCCCUCCCUAGGUAGGCGUCCAAGAGGCAUCCGAAACAGAUGCCCGAGCCACCUCAGCUGAUUUCUCUCGAUGUGGAGGAGCAGCAUCUCUACUCCGAGCUUCUCCCGGGUGUCAGAGCUCCUCACCCUAUCCAUAAGGGUGCGCCCUGCCACCCUGCGAAGGAAACAAAUUUCUGCUGCUUGUAUCCGAGAUCUUGUCCAUGUCCUUUUCGGUCACCCAAAGACCCAAAUUCUGCUAUUAAAUAACAGUUUAAUUAAGGUCAGCAGUUGUGUUCAAUGAACCAAUUACCAACCCCAGAGCUCAUGCAUUUGACAAAUAAAUUCUGAUGUAACGAAGAUUACACCCACAUGACUGAUCAGCCAUCUCCAUUAUGAUUGCAUUGUUUAUUUUUGGUUGCUAGGUUACCAAUACUACAGUUAGCCACUUUAACAACUUGAUGGAAAUGCACCUUAUUUUGUUCUGUUUAUGCGAACUCUGAAAAGAUUCGCUUCACGUUUAGAUUCAACUAUCGAUCUUUGCGAAUUUGCACAAGAAAUUGUAAUAUUAAGGUUAUUUCUAAACGUUCUCUUAUCAUUCGAAGCAUUUUUUACAAAUGAACUUAAUAGAAAACAUUCAUGUCAUGGUUGAAUAAACUGCACUGAUGGUUUUUCCAAACCUUUGAAAGAACUUUGCUUGAAACUUAUCUGAAGUGUCUAAUAAAAUAGCAUAUUGUUGAUCUCGAGCACUUUAUAGAACAAUUAAAACAUUUGAGUGUGAUGCGAAGAACUGUUUUUAGCAACUAAACAUAAAUAGCUCCUUGUUUGGCCGUCCUGACGUAAAACCAGUUGAGAACCAGUGCUCUAGUCCUUCACUGGGCUGCAUUAGAUAUCAGUUUGUAGUGAUUAACUGUGAUCCAUAGCAGUAAAGCCCAGUGAGUCCAUUAAAGUAGUGUACAAUCUCUUCCAGCUGCUGCUUCUGUGGUACUUCUGCACCUUAUUAUAUGUAACGCAGUGUUCACCUGCCCUAUCUGCACUUUCACAUUCAUCUGACACACUCAACAUCAUGAUAUAUGAAUAAAUGGAAAUGAGCUCGAA